Messenger RNA from Nematocida parisii ERTm1, 312 nucleotides. RefSeq lists its product as uncharacterized. The coding region runs from base 1 to 312 and encodes 103 amino acids. The transcript has a single exon. Lineage: Eukaryota; Fungi; Microsporidia. The record is from RefSeq and is a predicted model, not a curated record.
AUGAAAUUAGCAGUAGACCAAUUAAGUGCAUACAAGAGUAGUAAUUAUUAUAACAGAUUAAUAUCAGUGGGAGUAUUCCCUUUAUUAUUCAGUAUUAUAUAUACUACAUUAUCAUGUAUACUAUACUAUGGAUUUAUAAAUAUGAAUAGUACUAAAUAUAGUGACUACACUACAGCUAUAUUAGUAUUCGGUAUGGGAGUAUUAUUAAGUAUAAUACCUAUAAUAAGGGGUACACUAACCACUGUCACAUGCAUAGAGUACUUAGAUGGGGAUUUAUUAAAUACCGCAUACCCUAAAUAUAAAAUCAAUUAA